UGUCAAAAUUACAGUGAAAAUGUAAAACGUAAACACUCACCAACAUCCCAAUUUUCAGCAAUUAACACCAACAACACCAUCAAAAUGCAGUUGAUUCACGACCACCCGACAUUAGCUGUGAGGAGUCAGAAGGAUUCAGAUUUAGAAGUGAAGGAGCGCAGGUCGAAUGCUUCGCUGAUGCACCCUGUGGCCAGUGGGGAUAAUGUGACCACGGGGCUGCCCUCGGCGCACAGACUCAAGGAGGAGCUGCCGCCUUUAGUGCCGUGCUGCGAGGGAAAAGAACUGCAGAUAAACGAGGACCUGGUGCGCAGCGGAUUGUCAGCCAUCUCCGUCAAGCAUGAGAAUGUCAUUCACUGCCUCAGCUCUUCGGAGGCCUGUGAGAGGAUCCAGCUGAUGCCGGGGAUCGUGAAGCACCGCAACUCAUACCGCUGCCUGCACCGGCCGGACUUGAAGCGGGUGCCGUAUAUCGGCCGGAUGACGCCGGACGAGCUGGAGUCACUCUUCAGGGGCCACGCGGACUUCCCGGCCUGGUCGCAGAGGAACGAUAACCAAGACAAAACGCCAAGAAUAACGUUACCGCCUGACGAAAAUAUUCUCAACCGAGACCUAAGGACAAAAGAACCCAUGGCUGAUGAUAACGGGUUAGUACUUCACCCGAUCCCCGAGAUCAGAUCGGGCGCCGAAGAUGUCCCGGACGGCAUGCGACUGCACGGCGCCCGUGCGCGACUGUACACGUCAGUCCAGGCGGUUAAAGCGGGGGAUCAUCGCGAAAGUUGCGAUUCAGUAACCGAAGCACUAGACAGCGGCAUAACUGAAGAUGUGGCGGAGGACGAGGUCCAAAUCAAGGGGGAGCUUCAGAUCAUACUCCCACCAAGGCCAGAAGAUGACAACGCCGACUUGUCGACAUCGACUACUGCAAGCAAUGUCACCUCUAGUACUAAUAGUUGAACUUAAAAUAAUAAGCUAUUAAGAAACAGUAAACUAAGGAUGAAUAAUGAUAAGCCGAAAAAUAUUAAAAUAUUAAAUAUAAAUAAUGUGGGAUUUGAGAAACCUAUACUUUGUGAAGCGAUCAAAGAAACAAGCAUUAGUUAUAUAAAGUACCGUAAAACAUAGUGAUUAGGCGACGAAGACUAAAUUAUAAAGUAUACAAAUAUGGGAAUGUCGAAAACCGUUGGGGAAGGAUUUGUCAAACGACAACAUAAUAAGAAGGGAAAGUGUUAAAAGCAUCAGUGUUAAUUAACAACAACUCGAGAAACUUUGGGAAACGAUUUGAGAAACAACCCAAAAUAUAUUACCUAAGUCGAGAAAGAUAACGUGAAGAUGCGAAAAUACUGAACAACAAACUUAGUGGCAAAAAUUACGAAAUUCAGAGUUAUUUUGUACGCAUUGUUGCGUGAAAAUUGUGAAAAAGACUGGUAUCUUAUAACGAGAACAUAACAGAAGAGAAAGAACAACACUCAGGAUCUGAACCAAAGAAAUUAAGGAAGGUAAAUUCUACUUACAUUCGACGUGGCGAAAUAAAGAAAAAUCUACAAUUGUAAGACGUAAGCGUGUGCUCCUUUUGAAAGUUCGAAAUUGAGACGCUAAGAUUAUGGCAAACAAAAUAGCCAAAUAUAACGUGUUAAAGGUCCUCAAACGCUACAAUAUAGGGGCCAAGAUACGUUUGGGAUUGCUUAAGAUAGGCCAAACUUUGAGGAGCGUGGCUGUAGUAGCUGCCAUGUACGUUGGAUGGAUUCUGUUUGAUCUGAUUACUAUAUGAAUAGAAGACA
Molecule: messenger RNA, 1769 nt
Organism: Cydia fagiglandana
Lineage: Eukaryota; Metazoa; Arthropoda; Insecta; Lepidoptera; Tortricidae
Exons: 6
Coding region: 85-948 (287 amino acids)
Source: RefSeq, a predicted model, not a curated record